AUGCCACCCAAAGACUUCAAAGUCCUCAUUGCUGGAGGAAGUAUUUCCGGGCUUUCUCUGGCCCUGAUGCUCGAGAGGAAUGGCAUUGACUUUCUGGUAUUGGAGGCAUAUCCCGAGAUUGCCCCUCAAGUUGGUGCCAGCAUCGGUCUCCUGCCCAAUGGUCAGCGUAUUCUGGACCAACUGGGCUGUUACGAGACUCUUCUCAAACUCGCUGAGAAGCCUGUUGAGAAUGUCUUUAUCAGGAACCCGCAUGGGGAGGUGAUGGCAUCUUUUGAGAACUUCGCCAGCCACUCCAUUGAAAGGCAUGGAUAUCCCAUCAUGUUCUUAGAUCGUCGGAUGGUCAUCCAGGCGCUCUACGACACUAUACAGGACAAGUCCAAAGUCCUCACGUCAAAACGCGUCACAGCCGUCGAGAACAUGGACACAAGCAUCAUGGUCACGACCAGGGAUGGAUCAACCUAUUCUGGCGAUAUCCUGGUUGGAGCUGACGGUAUUCACUCAACUGUCCGGCAGCAAAUGUUGUUGGCCGCCAGGCUAGAAGCCAACACCAUAUACUCAGAGGAAAAUGCGGUUCCAUGCUCCUACGCUUGUAUUUUCGGCAUAUCUAUGGGGGAUACUGGCAUUGGCUCUGGGACAUUACAUUCGGUCUACAACGAAAAGCAUUCCUUUUUGGUUGGUGGUGGCCCGGGAGGUCGAACCUACUGGUUUCUUGUCGUCCACAUGGGAAAAACAUUCCAUGGUUCCGAAAUUCCCACCUAUUCAAAAGAAGCAGAGGAAGAGCUGGCUGAAAAGUAUUGGGACAGCCCCAUCACCCCGACUGUCCGUUUCUCAGAUCUAUACAAGCGGAAGGUCAAUUCAGUUUACACCACUUUGCCUGAAUAUGUCUACAAGCAGUGGCAUUUUGGGAGAUCUAUAACGAUUGGAGAUGCCAGCCACAAGUUCCAACCUCUGACAGGACAGGGCGGCAAUUCUGCCGUUGAGACGAGUGCGGCCCUCACUAACAGCAUAACCAGGGCCCUGAAUCAGAAUCCUCAGGGUCGACUUUCCCCGAAUGAGAUCAAGUCUGUGUUCCAGUCUGUCCAAGAACUCCGUCGUCCGAGAACUAGCGAGCUCGUCAAAGAGUCCCACAAUCGCCAGCGACUCGAGGCGAUGGAAACACCACUUAUGAAGGCACUUGCACUCUACUACGUCCCGCUGCUCGGUAUCGACAGAGUGACCGAGAGCUGGGUUGGAACAUACGCUCCAGCAGUGUCACUCUACAUGUUGCCGGUGCCAUCACGGCCGAGAGCAGUCCCAUACUAUGACGAGCUCUUCCGGAAACCAGCUGGACGGGGACUCCUUGCCAUUCCGAUUUACGCCACUUUCGUCCUCCUCUCAUACCUAGGAUUCCGUCUAAUAUUCAUUGCAGGCAGGGUGAAUGGCCUCUGGAUGUUCUUGAGCGAGACCCUACUGUCAAAUACGCUUCUUGGCUACGAUCUACAGUUGGAGAAUCUGUUUGUGGGCAUGGACGCUGUCAACAGUAAAUUACAAGCUUUGGUCGCCCUUUUCCUUCCACCAUUACUAGAUCCCUGGGAUCAUCCGCGAAAACUGCAAUCGGUCUACUUCCUGUCGUCUAUGUUUCCGUUAAUGGGAAUUUUCGCCAUCGAGGGCUACCGGACGAGGAACUCUGGGACACUUCUUCACAGUACCCUUCUAUGGUGUUUCCUCUUCCACUCUCAAUCAUUCGGUCUCGUCGGGCCGCUUUGGUUCUUGGCAAGCAUCUUCACGUCACGAAAAUUGUCCUAUCACGCCCCCACCAAUCGAGCUGUUCCCACCGCCAUCGCUAAAAUUCUGCUUCCCGCCGUACUGAUCGGGCACGUCCUUCCGACUGUCCUUCUUUUCGUCCCAUACUCAAACCUAGUGUUCUUGCAGUAUCUGGUCGCCUUCUGGCAGUUCAACCCAAUUCUUAUGGUCGCAUUGAUCGAGGGCCUUGCCCGAUUCACGAGUUCGACGACGAGGAGGCCGGCUGGAGACUUUAACCAAGACCUCCCAUACUUAGCCAGGACUUACGGGGUCCUAUCCGGCAUAUCAGCGCUUAUCAGUAUUGCAACGGUGGUUGCUGCUCUAUCAUCACCGCACCUGUCGCUAACUAGCAUAAUUUGCCCGAGAGAUUCUUUCGCCCCCGUUCAUAGCUUCGCUGAUGGCGUGUUUAUCUUCUUUCAAAACGACUUUCUCGUCACUGCAAUAGCCGCAUUCUUGUGGUGUGUGGUCAGUAUCUGGGAUUUAUAUAGGAUGGGCCUAACAAACCAUGGAGUCCUCAAGGGCGCCGCGGCAGUCAUUUUCGGAUACAUCAUUGUGGGCCCAGGUGCGACUGUCGGAGGAGUGUGGUACUGGCGGGAACACGUGUGGAGUGGGAUGCAUUCAAACAAGAGCAACCUGGUAGGAGAAGUCAAAGGAGCAGCGAAAUGA
Molecule: messenger RNA, 2448 nt
Organism: Ilyonectria robusta
Lineage: Eukaryota; Fungi; Ascomycota; Sordariomycetes; Hypocreales; Nectriaceae
Exons: 5
Coding region: 1-2448 (815 amino acids)
Molecular function (GO): FAD binding
Source: RefSeq, a predicted model, not a curated record